AUGAACUUUGGCCGGGGGGGCCCGCCGGUGGUGGUGCUGAACGUGGGGGGGACGCGCUACUCCUUCGCGCGGGAGGUGCUGAAGGACUUUCCCCUGCGCCGCGUGAGCCGCCUGCACGGCUGCCUGUCGGAGCAGGACGUGCUGGAGGUCUGCGACGACUACGACCGCGAGCGGAACGAGUACUUCUUCGACCGGCACUCGGAAGCCUUCGGCUUCAUCAUGCUCUACGUGCGCUACGGCCACCUGCGCUUCGUGCCCCACAUGUGCGAGCUCUCCUUCUACAACGAGAUGAUCUACUGGGGCCUCGAGUGCUCCCACCUCGACUACUGCUGCCAGCGCCGCCUCGACGACCGCAUGUCCGACACCUACACCUUCUACUCGGCCGAAGACCUCCAGGCGGAGCCGGGCAAUAGCCGCGCGGCGCCCCCGCCUGGCGCCGAGGAGAAGAAGUGGCUGGAGAGGAUGAGGAGGACGUUCGAGGAGCCCACCUCUUCCUUGGCCGCCCAGAUCCUGGCCACGGUCUCCAUCAUCUUUGUCAUUGUGUCCAUGGUGGUGCUGUGUGCCAGCACGAUGCCCGAGUGGCGGGCGGCAGAGAACCGAAGCAUGGAGGAACAGAGCAGGUACACAGCAGACUCAGUGAGGGAGCCUUCAGGGAUAAUUGAAGCUAUCUGCAUAGGCUGGUUCACUGCAGAGUGCAUUGUGAGGUUCAUCGUCUCCAAAGACAAGUGUGAGUUUGUGAAGAGGCCUCUGAACAUCAUUGACUUGCUGGCAAUCACUCCCUACUACAUCUCUGUGCUGAUGACAGUUUUUACAGGGGAGAAUUCUCAGCUCCAGAGGGCUGGAGUCACCUUGAGGGUCCUGAGAAUGAUGAGGAUUUUUUGGGUGAUUAAACUUGCCCGUCACUUCAUUGGCCUUCAGACACUUGGCCUGACUUUAAAGCGGUGUUAUAGAGAAAUGGUGAUGCUGCUUGUGUUCGUCUGUGUUGCUAUGGCAAUUUUCAGUGCACUGUCCCAGCUUCUUGAACAUGGGCUGAACUUGGGAACACCAAAUGAAGGCUAUGCCAGCAUCCCAGCUGCUUGCUGGUGGGUAAUCAUCUCUAUGACCACUGUGGGUUAUGGCGAUGUAUGCCCUGUUACUGUACCUGGACGGAUUCUUGGAGGGAUUUGCGUGGUCAGUGGAAUUGUUUUACUGGCCCUGCCUAUUACUUUCAUCUAUCACAGCUUUGUGCAAUGUUACCAUGAGCUCAAGUUCCGGUCUGCUAGGUAUGGCAGGAGCCUCUCUGCUGAAUUCUUAAAUUAA
This is a messenger RNA of Eublepharis macularius, 1299 nucleotides long. RefSeq names its product potassium voltage-gated channel modifier subfamily G member 3 (gene KCNG3). The transcript has 3 exons. Lineage: Eukaryota; Metazoa; Chordata; Lepidosauria; Squamata; Eublepharidae. Gene Ontology annotation, molecular function: delayed rectifier potassium channel activity; protein binding. The record is from RefSeq and is a predicted model, not a curated record. Gene Ontology annotation, biological process: potassium ion transmembrane transport; protein homooligomerization. Bases 1 to 1299 code for a protein of 432 amino acids. Gene Ontology annotation, cellular component: membrane; voltage-gated potassium channel complex.